UAAGUAAUUUUUUUUUAAAAAAAAUUAUAUUUUGAAAUUUCACUUCUCUAAACCCUAAAUAACAACAUUCCCAUCUGUAUAUAAGACUAAAAUUCAUCAUCUCUACAACGAAGGCCGCAGCUGCUUACCAGAAAACCCUAGUUUUUCUCUUCCAUAAGUUAGGUGCAAAUCAGCAAUGGCGGUACCUCUGUUGACCAAAAAGGUAGUGAAGAAGAGGGUUAAACAGUUCAAAAGGCCUCAAUGUGACCGCAGAAUCACUGUCAAGCCAAGCUGGCGCCGACCAAAAGGUAUUGAUUCUAGAGUUAGAAGAAAGUUCAAGGGAUGUGUCUUGAUGCCCAACAUUGGAUACGGGUCCGACAAGAAGACCCGUCACUAUCUUCCCAAUGGAUUCAAGAAGUUUGUUGUGCACAAUGCAAGUGAGCUUGAGAUUCUGAUGAUGCACAACAGAACUUACUGUGCGGAGAUUGCACACAAUGUGUCCACAAAGAAGAGGAAAGAAAUUGUGGAGCGAGCAGCCCAACUUGAUGUGGUUAUAACUAACAAGCUCGCCAGGCUGCGCAGCCAGGAGGAUGAAUGAGUAUUUUGAGCUUGCGAAGAGAUUUUUGCCCUUUAGAAGAGAUCUAUAUAUUCAGUGUUUGAACUUUUUCCCUGUGUUUUGACUGCAAACCAGUUUUCUAUUUUCUUAUAUGUCGGUUUUGAACAACCCAAUUGGUUUCAAUUGUUUAAAUCAUCAGAUAUUGGUUUUCCUACAUCUUUUUUGUGACUUGCUGCAUUACUGCUGAUCUGCAGAUUAGGACAGAUGAUCUUAUAUUGUGCUAUACAAGUUCAUUUUUCGA
Molecule: messenger RNA, 836 nt
Organism: Solanum pennellii
Lineage: Eukaryota; Viridiplantae; Streptophyta; Magnoliopsida; Solanales; Solanaceae
Product: 60S ribosomal protein L32-1-like
Exons: 4
Coding region: 176-577 (133 amino acids)
Biological process (GO): translation
Cellular component (GO): ribosome; cytosolic large ribosomal subunit
Molecular function (GO): structural constituent of ribosome
Source: RefSeq, a predicted model, not a curated record